AUGAAAAUAAAGUUAUUGUUUAUUUUUAUAUUGUUUCAAUUUUUUUGCAAUUCAAUAAAAGCAACAGAACAUUUUGUACAUGGUGAUCUAAUAAAAUAUCCUUCUGCCUCAUAUGCAACUUCAUGCUCCUUUUAUUUCAGUGUUGUAUUAACAAAUUUAGAACAAGAAGUUUCCCGUAUUUCAAUUGAAGAUCCUUUCUAUUCUGAAGGUUUUUAUCCCUCCAAAGAUAAAAAAACGGUUAUUCUAAAGACGUCUAAAGGAGAUUUACAAUUAGGAAACACUACUUUGAACUUUUCAGUAUUUAAUUCUUCAAAUUCAAAAUUUUAUUCUUUUAAUGUAACUUGUUCUUGUAAUAAAUUUAAUUUGACAAAUUACAAAGUCAUUCCAUUAUCAAGUGGUUUUGUAUAUAGUUAUUUAUGCAUUGUAUUUAAAAUUAUAGAUUUUCCUGAAGAUAUUAUAUUAGGGGGAAAUUCAAAUGUUGGUGAUAUUAUUGGUUCAGGAUAUUUAGGAAAUAAUAAUUAUUAUAUGCAAUUUAAUAGUAUAAAAUCAAUUGCACCAUCAGUAAAUACCUCAAUUAUGUUUUUAAACAAUGAAUGGUUAUCAUUUAUGUUUGAUCUUCCUCUUCAAAUUAAUACAUACACAGAAAUUGAAUCAUUAGAAUAUUAUCCAAAUAAUAAUUAUACCUUCAAAAAUAAUAUAUUAGGUUUUGGAGAUUUAAAAUUAAAAACCAAUUCAUCAAAUUUAUUGAUAACUUCAAGCUUUAUUUCACCUUUUAAGGUUGGAGGAAAUAAUAUAGAUGAAGUUUUAUAUUUGAUUCCAUUUUUUAAUAUAAUACCAACUACAUUUUCAAUUAAAAUUCAGAAUGGUGCUUCUUUUAUUGAAAAAUAUAUUAAUUUUGAUUUGAGGAGUAAUUUAGAAGGUGUUCAAAUAAAAAAUAUUUCAAUUUUAGAUUCUAUUUAUUUAGUAGUACCACCAAAGAUGAUUGAAAAACAAUUUUCAUUCCCAUUUGGAUUUAUUGGUGGAAAUUCAAAUCAAUCAUUCCUUUCAUUAUCAUUUCUUUCAUAUCAAAGCUAUGGAAUAGAUUCUAUUUCAAUUGGAAUUGGUAACACCAAUUUAGGCUCCUUUAAAACCACCGGUUCAACUGAUGUUGCCCCACCAUUAUUAUUAGCCUAUGAAAUAAGUAUUUCAAAUUAUAAUACAGUACUUUUCAAAUUAAAAGUAAGCGACAACCAAAGCGGUAUAAAAUUAAUACGAUCGACUUCAGCAUUGGUCAUGCUUGGUGAAUCAUUGGUUUCAGGUGAUUCAUUAAAUGCUACACUUGAACUUAGAUUUCCAUUUGAUCAAUAUCUUACCUUAAUUAUGUUAUGUGAUAAUGCAUUGAAUUGUAAUACCUACAGUUUUGACUCUUAUUAUUUUAUACAAUCACCAAAUAUUAUAAGCUAUUUAAAACCACCAAAUCAAUUAUUUUCAAUACCAAAAGAAUUUGAUAUUAGUAAUUGUAUUCUUGAUAUUUCAUUUAAAUAUAAUGAUUUAGCGGUUACAGAUAAAUCAAUUGCAAAUGUUAUGUAUUUAGAUAUAGUAAAUUUCCCAACCGAUAGAGAUUUUAUCAUUAAUUUAUUUCCAAAUCCAAGUAUCUCUUUUUUAAUACCACCAACUUAUAUUGCAACAUAUAAUAAUGUAACAAAGAAAUUUGAAUGUGAAUUUAUUGUACCUGCCAAUAUUAAUAUUGGCCCACUACAAUACUAUUUAACUUUUAAUAGUUUUAUUGUUUUUAGUUUCUCUUUACCAAAUCAUUUCCAAUUAAAUAUUAAGGAAUCAUUAUAUGCCGAUUUUAUUGGUCCAAUUGCAACUAAAGUUUUAAAAUAUCAAAAUGGUGGUAGUGGUGGUUCAAAUGUAUUUGGAUGGGAAUUUUCAUUUGAAAAUGAUAUAAAUGGAUAUAAUGAGGGUUAUAUUCUAGUAAGAGGUUCAAUUGAUAUGGCAAUUAGAAAUAUUACAGGUGUAUUAUCAAGUGGAACAAUAUUUAGUGGCACUUAUAGUUUUAGUGUAAACAUUUCUAUUACUUGUAUAUCUCAAACUUAUUCUAUCGUUUAUGCAAAAUUUAUUGAUACUCAAGGACAACAAACAGUAUUUAAAGUGGCAAAUGAAUUAAAAUUUGAAAUGUUAAUGAAUCCAUUUUACCAACUUAUAAAAAACGAUGAAAGUUUUAUAGAUAUCGAUCUUGUUUGCGACCCAACUUUUUUAUCAUCAGCUGGAACAACGAUAAACCCAAGUUUAAUUGAAUUUACAAUUUCAAAAACUGUGUUGGAAGUAUUUUCAAUUGAUAGAAAUGUAACAUUUAGUUAUAAUGCAUAUCAUCCAGAUGGUUUACUUGAUUCAAUACAUCCAAUAAUUUAUCUAUCAUCAUAUGAUCAAGAAUUUAUUACUGGAAUUCAAUCAACAACAAUGACUCCAAAAAACUCAACCGUUAUGAAAUAUAUAACAACCAUUGAAGUUCCAAUAGGAUUUGGUUAUCCUGGUGGAAUUAUUGUAAGUUGUUAUGGAUUUAUUUCAAAUGCAGGUACACAUAGUGGUUUUACAUCAAACCUUUUAAAAAAAUCUGGUUUUCAAUAUAAAAUUAAUUCAGCAAAGAAUUCAAUGAAUGUCAUAUUAACUGGAAAUAGUGAAUUAUCAAGUAAUGGUGGGAAAUUAAUUAUUUAUGGUAGAUUUUUAAGCUCAAUUGCAACCGUUACUGUUAAAUAUAAAAAUAUAGAAAGUACGUACACACCAAUACAACUAUCAGAUACUCAAUUCCUUUUAGAUUCUAUUUCAGCUUCAGACUAUUAUAUUACAAUAACAGCAAAAACUACAUCUGGUGCUUCUUCUAGUAGUCUUAUUGUUUAUCCAAAAUUAUUUAAAAAUACUACUUUACUAAGACCAUCACCAACACCAACGCCAACACUACCAACAACACCAACACCAACAAUUAAAUGUAAAACUACAUGUGGUGAAUCAAAUAAACAAGGAUAUUGUUCAGUGACACAAGCUGUUUGUAUUUGUUAUUCACCAUGGAUCGGUGUUGAUUGUCAAUCUCAAAUCGUUACAGUACCGCCUCCAAAAAUAAAUGAAACUAAUCCAUCAACUGAAAUUACAACACCUAGUACAUCAGAAAUUAAAUAUUCAUCAAUUGUUUCAAUUGUUUCAUUAAGAGAACUUGACUAUAAUGAUAAUGUUGUAAAUAAUUAUACAUUUGAUAAAUGGGUAUUUAAAUCGAUUUCUGAUACUCAAAAUAAAAAGAUUUAUAGUUAUUUUUCAAAUAUUACAAUGAAUAAUCAAGUCGUAUCAAAUAUUACAUCAACUUUAGAAUGGAAUUCUCAAGCAUCAAUCGUACAAUUUGCAGGUCAAGAUAUUUCAUUAAAUCCAUCAUCAAUAAAGUAUACAAUUUCAAUUUCAAAAUAUAACUUUUUAAAUCAAUUAAAUACACUUCAAUUAGUAAUGUCUGCAUCGAUUCAAGCUCAAAAUAAUCCACAAUCUGAAAAUGAUGAAUGCUCAUCAAAUUCAUUUGGAAAUUCAUCAUCAUCACCAAAUCAAGAUAAAAUCGAUUCAAACUAUAUGCAACUUCAAGUUAAUGAUCAUUCAUUUUAUGGUAGAUUUAUUAAGAGAUGUUUAUUAGAUUCAAGAAUUGUACCAAUUUCAAAUUCAAAAUUAGAUGAAAAUCAAAUAGAACAAAAGAGUAAUAAUAAAAUCAGUUCAUUCAUUGGAAUUAAUAUACCAUGGUUUUCGAGUGAAGCGAUUAUAGAUCCUGAUUUCUCAGUUUUGUUAAGUCAUUCUGAUAACCCAUGUAAUGGAGUCAAUGGAGAUUCAGGUUUAACAAAAUCACAAUUAAUUGGUAUAAUUGUAGGCUCUGUUUGUUUAUUUAUUGUUUUAUUUAUAAUUGUAUUUUAUUUUCUCUUAAAAAGUUGUUUAACAUUUAAAAUCUUUAUUUACAAAUUAUUUAAAAAAAGAAAACAUUAA
Dictyostelium discoideum AX4 is the source of this 3990-nucleotide messenger RNA. RefSeq lists its product as hypothetical. Lineage: Eukaryota; Evosea; Eumycetozoa; Dictyosteliales; Dictyosteliaceae. The transcript is spliced from 5 exons. The record is from RefSeq and is a predicted model, not a curated record. The coding region runs from base 1 to 3990 and encodes 1329 amino acids.